Messenger RNA from Klebsormidium nitens, 2217 nucleotides. The record is from the annotation of a GenBank genome assembly. Lineage: Eukaryota; Viridiplantae; Streptophyta; Klebsormidiophyceae; Klebsormidiales; Klebsormidiaceae.
CGCAACUUUCAAACCUGGCGCUGCAUUGACGCCGGAUGGUCGCGCAUGGAAGGGGGAUGCCAGAUUGUGAAUCUAGCGCUUUAAGUUUGGGGGUUCACUGAUCACCUGCAUAAACUGCAAAGCAGCCCGUCACCUGCUUGUUCUUGUAUUUGUGGAAUUUUUUUUGCCUACUUCGCUGGUAAGAAGGGGGGCGCUAAUCUGUGGGAAAACACGGCGAUAGGAAGCCUUGACCACUCGAACCGCUUUCUCAAUCAGAACAGAAGGGCUUUUCUUCUGAUCAGCGAAGGUGUGGCUGCCGCGUCCAUUAGUGGACAUCACGUGGGAUACAAGAGUUAUGGCGGCCUCAAACAUGACCGUGGAAUAAGGGGCUUGCAUUGACGCUUUAGGCACUUCUACAGCAAUUCUGAGUGACUUGUGGAGCCUUUUCCCCGUCUGAUCUGUAGAUAGUUUCUGUGCUCAUUCGUCUUCCUCGUGGUUGUUGGAUCAGAAGUGUCCACUCCUGUCCACAGGUGAAGGGGGGUGUUCGAGUCUUUGAGGGGUCGUUCGCUCAUCCUUUCCUCGUGGAAGAGCGAGGAGCAGAGUAGUGAUCUUGCUCAGAGAUCUGCCAGCAGCAAAGGGGCUAAAGCCACAACUUCAGUGUAGUGCUACCAAGGAGGACAUAUUAGUAAGCACAAAGCAGCAAGCGGAAGGAAAACUAGACAGACAAAAUGGAGACAGCGACACGCAUGGGCAGCCGGUCAUCCUCACGGCAUGGGCCAGCGGUACAAUUCUCUGGGAGGGUGCGAAAGUGGCAGAAGACAUGGACCAAGUCGGGUACCUCGGAGAAGCUGCAAGUGUUCAAGUGGCUGCCAGUCUCAGGCGACAGGGAAGAUGAACCCGAAGACUUGCCUGCUCGCAAGUACCGAUUCCUGCCGCUGGACAUAGUAAACGCUCAAGCCCGGGCUGAGAAAGAGGCGCAACAAACAAUGGAGGCCCCAGGGCUUGAGUUGGCACGCAAUGCGGACACACCAACUCCAGUUACUGAAGCCGAACGCCCGAAUGAAGGGGUAGAGGGGGCUCUGCCGGAAGAAGGACGGCCGGUCGCUGUCGAUGAGAUGCAGGUCGAUCUGGUGGACGAUGGUGGCCCGGUCGAACGAACCGAGGGGGACGGGGCAGGGACAGCCCCUGGGGAGCAGGUCGGGGGAGAAAAACCGGGCACUGCCGCUGCAGAAGGAGAUGAGGAUAAGGCUAUCACGGAUGCACUGAAGGAUCUCGAGGGAGCCGGGGAGGGAGAAGCCGACGAUGAACGGGGCAUGCAAGCGGGUGCUGUUGCAGACGGAAACGAUGCAGUGGGGAAUUCCGAAGGGGUGGGGAAGGAACUCGUUGCAGAGGGGGGGAUGACACGAGCGGGCGCAGACGCCGACGUUGGUAGUAACGGGGGGGAAAAGUCGACGGCCGGUGAGAUAGCGGACUCGCUGGUGGCGACGGGCUUAGUCGAAGAGGGGGACGCUGCCAAGGUCGAAGCGAGGGCUCUUUCGCAAGUGAUUGCACUAGAUGCAAUGAAAGAAAACGAGGACGGUCCUGAAGGGGAUGUGAAACAUGGAGAAGGGCGAGAAGCUGCGGGUUGCGAGACAACGGCGGCGGACAGUGGGGCUGAAGGCGAAGAGGUGGGGGUUCCUUCUGCUGGCGAAACUGGGGGUGGAAGUGAGGAAGGAGUGCGGAGCGAAGCGGACGGGACUGGUGAGAGUCAGCAUGCGGAGAAGGGCCGUCGGGAUGAAGAGAUGGGUUCUGAAAGGAGGGAAGACGGGCAGGGGCCGGAGAAGCUGACUGCUGAGGGCGAACGUAGCGGUGCAAAGGUGGAAGUUGAGAAGGACGAAGAGGGAAGAAGAGACGGUAUUAUGAACGAGGCUGAAAAAAGUGCCGCUAUCGAGCUUGAGAAGUCUGGCCCGAGUUAGGAGGCAAAGUUGAGCAGAACGAGGAGAAGACGGUAGGUUAGCCGAAGGGUCGCAAGGCUGGGGAUAAGAAGCUUUUUCAUCGGGCUUCAAAACGUUAUAUAGGCCUGAGGACACAGUGAGACCUAGGAUGGGGGAGAAGGAUGCGCUUACACAUAUUCGAAUUGCAACAAAUGCCGCCAUCUGACGUUUUUUCAAGCAGGACAGAACGGUCUGGUGAAUGGAUGAGCCGGUUGCCUAAAAAACUCCGUGCACAUCCUUGCAAGUGACGAAGUACUUCCUAGAU